UUCCCAUAUGUAAUUUCAUUUUAAAACCAUCCUUUUUGUCAAAAUAGGAUAGAAAACACUUGGAAACAUGGCUGGAAAACCUAAGCUUCACUACUUCAAUACAAGAGGCCGAAUGGAACCCAUAAGAUGGCUGCUGGCUGCAGCUGGGAUUGAGUUUGAAGAACAAUAUAUCCAGUCAAAGGGAGAGCUAGAAAAGUUAAAGCAAGAUGGACUCCUGCUUUUCCAGCAAGUGCCCAUGGUGGAAAUUGAUGGGAUGAAGAUGGUGCAGACCCGAGCCAUUCUCAACUACAUUGCUGGGAAAUACAAUCUCUAUGGGAAGGACCUCAAGGAAAGAGCACUAAUUGAUAUGUACAGUGAAGGUGCUGUGGACCUGAAUGAAAUGAUCAUGAUCCUGCCCUUCAAACAAGGUGAUGCAAAGGAGAAAGAGAAGGAAAAGACAGCCAUCCUUGAGAAAGCCACUGGCAGAUAUUUCCCAGUCUUUGAAAAGGUCCUGAAAGAUCACGGACAAGAUUUUCUGGUUGGAAAUCAGCUCAGCAAAGCAGAUGUCCAGUUGCUUGAAGCCAUUUUAACAACAGAAGAGCUAAAGGCUGAUGUUCUCUCCAAAUUCCCUCUUUUAAAGGCUUAUAAAACACGAAUAAGCAACAUCCCAACCAUUAAGAAAUUUCUGCAGCCUGGUAGUCCAAGAAGACCAGCCCCUGAUGAAAAAACAGUUGAUGAUGUAAUGAAAAUUUUCUACUGAAUUGUUGCUGAUAGAUGGUGGAUGGUUCAUUAUUUUAGCUGCAAGCAAAAUGCAAAAAUUGGGAUGAAGCAGUUAUUUUAAUCAUUCCAAUAUCUACCUACAAUCAUAUAUGGGCACAAGGCCUGAAUAAAUUCACUUAACUACAUUAUGAAGCUCAAUUAAUAACAGAAUGUCAAGACUGACUGAAGAGAAACUGACAAUACUGUGACAUGUGUACCAUUAGACUAGCAUGAAAUAAAAUACAUCAUUUGUAUUUUA
This is a messenger RNA of Sceloporus undulatus (fence lizard), 997 nucleotides long. RefSeq names its product glutathione S-transferase A3-like. NCBI's taxonomy places the organism in Eukaryota, Metazoa, Chordata, Lepidosauria, Squamata, Phrynosomatidae. The record is from RefSeq and is a predicted model, not a curated record. Gene Ontology annotation, biological process: glutathione metabolic process; xenobiotic metabolic process. The transcript has 6 exons. Gene Ontology annotation, molecular function: glutathione transferase activity. Bases 68 to 739 code for a protein of 223 amino acids.